GAUUCUGUGACCGAAGACCGAGAGUGGUUGCAGCGACGCAGCCUGAUCGAAGUCCCAAUGUGCGACCAGAACGACCUUCUUGCCGCCUCGUUAUUGCCAAGCUACGCAGUUACGUUCCCCGCACCAAGUGUUAUGACAAGCAUCUUGAUAAAUGUGCAAUCGCCCCAACACUUGAGCUGCUCUCAAAGGCUCAACGUCAACUACGGAAAGACAAUUCACUCACAAGCAGGUGCCGCUACACAACUCUUGGAAGCACAAUGACGGACGAGGCCUGGGAUGGACUCCCUCAUUGGGAGCAGGAGCCAGAAGUUCCAGAAGAAUUUGUUACUUACCUGGAUGAAAACGUGCAGGCUGCGCUUCCCAAAGGUUCGGAAUUCCUCGAGAUCAGCUCUCAUGGGGCAAGCUUUUGGACGAGGACAGCCCGCGUUGUGAUGGAGGAGGAUGAACAAAUGACAUCGUAUUUCCUCAAGGUCUCGAUCGGCGAAGUAGGAAAAGGCAUGGUCAACGGAGAAUUCAUUUCCAUGAGCGCUUUGCACUCGACGCUUCCGGAGCUCGCGCCGAAGCCGAUUUCUUGGGGCACGUACAAGUCUAACGACAACAUACAUUUUUUCUUGUGUGACUUUCACGAGAUGGAUGACCAGCUGUGCUCUCUCGAGACUUUUCCCAAACUCGUCGCCGAACUUCAUACCAAAGGCAUUUCCCCCAACGGGAAAUUUGGAUUUCCCAUCACGACAUACCAGGGUCGCCUACCACAGGAUACGACGUGGUGCGAUACCUGGGAGGAGUGCUUCACGAGAAACAUUAACAUAAUGUUCGAACAUGAGCUCGCUUCACAGGGCUUAGAUAAUGAGUUCGCUGCCCUUAGGGAAAAGGUCAUGGCCCAAGUCGUGCCGCGACUCUUGCGACCCAUGGAAUUUGGCGAGAGGAAGAUCCUCCCUCGCUUGGUCCAUGGCGACCUAUGGGAAGGCAACACCGGAACAGAUCUGGACACAGGCAUGCCGAAGAUAUUCGACGCAUGCUGCCUGUAUGCCCAUAACGAAUCUCCUGCUGAAGAUUUUGAUGGGCGCAACAUGCUCUAUGCCCUAGUUCGAGGCGAGAUGAAGGAGUUGGUCGAACGAUUUGGCGAAGGAUUUGAGGGCUGGCUGCAGAAGAAAAACGCAAUGGCUGCCAAUACAAACACGGAGGCCACAGGGGGCAUACUUGGGACGGGCCAGAUUGAAGAACGAGAAGCCGCGCAGCCGGUGUCGUCGAUUCCAGCAACUCAAGAAGUCGCAGUAGCAGGUAUGCGGGAAUGA
Messenger RNA from Verticillium alfalfae VaMs.102, 1295 nucleotides. RefSeq lists its product as hypothetical. NCBI's taxonomy places the organism in Eukaryota, Fungi, Ascomycota, Sordariomycetes, Glomerellales, Plectosphaerellaceae. The transcript has 5 exons. Bases 258 to 1295 code for a protein of 345 amino acids. The record is from RefSeq and is a predicted model, not a curated record.